ACUGAAUCAAGUAAACUUUGCGGAGUAUGAAAAUUGACCUUCCGAAUAUUUAAUUGAUAAACCAUUUUUUUAACUGAUAUAAAUAAUAAAAAUUUUGGUUGCUGUGACAACUAAUAACCUCAAAAUUCGACAGAACACGAAUAAUGUCUUUUCAGAAUGCAAAACACAACAUCUAUAGUACUUCCAGAAAAAUUUGUAGAGAAGUUGGAGAUGAAAUGGGUGUAGAAUAUGAGGCAAACGCCUUGGAUCUCAUUGCAGAACUUGCCGUGAAAAAACUGUCUUUAUAUGCUACUGAUCUAGAAGCUUUUCAAAAACAUGCAAAAAGAUCCACAGUAAAUGCAGAUGAUGUCAAAUUACUCGUCAGAAGGAAUGAUUCCCUUAAAGAAUUAGUGGAUAACAAACACAACGAUCUUCAGGGGAAUAAACCACCAGAAGCAAAUGUAGGUGUCAAAAGAAAAAGGAAGACAAACACUUGAAUGAUAUCAAAAAUAAAUAAUGAAUUAUUCGAAAUAUUUUCAUUUCUUCUAUGAAAGAUUUCAAGUAUUUUUGAUGAUAUUCAUCAUAACCUUCGAAAACAAAUUGGAUUCGUAAUGUAACAUUUUCUUUACUGAUUAAAACGUCCAACCGA
Molecule: messenger RNA, 628 nt
Organism: Coccinella septempunctata (seven-spotted ladybird)
Lineage: Eukaryota; Metazoa; Arthropoda; Insecta; Coleoptera; Coccinellidae
Product: centromere protein S-like
Exons: 4
Coding region: 144-476 (110 amino acids)
Biological process (GO): resolution of meiotic recombination intermediates; replication fork processing
Cellular component (GO): FANCM-MHF complex; Fanconi anaemia nuclear complex
Molecular function (GO): chromatin binding; protein heterodimerization activity
Source: RefSeq, a predicted model, not a curated record